Trichoplax adhaerens is the source of this 390-nucleotide messenger RNA. RefSeq lists its product as uncharacterized. The transcript has 3 exons. Gene Ontology annotation, cellular component: mitochondrial intermembrane space; mitochondrion. The record is from RefSeq and is a predicted model, not a curated record. Gene Ontology annotation, biological process: succinate metabolic process; mitochondrial respiratory chain complex II assembly. The coding region runs from base 1 to 390 and encodes 129 amino acids. Lineage: Eukaryota; Metazoa; Placozoa; Uniplacotomia; Trichoplacea; Trichoplacidae.
AUGUCUGCAGCAAAUGGUAUCAGGCACAUGAAGCAGCACAAGCGGCAAGUUCUCAAUCUUUACAAACGAGUACUAAGAGUCAACAAACAGCUACCAAAGGAAUUUCGCCUAGUUGGCAAUGCGUAUGUUAGAGAUGAAUUUAAAAGGCAUAAAACCAUGGCUAUGGAUGAAGGAAAUGUAAAGGAGUUUCUUUCAGAAUGGAAGAUGUAUGCAGAUCAUUUAGAAGUACAAUUAAAGCAAAAUCAUGCCAUAGGAUCCAAUUUGUCAUCGCAGGACCUUAAUCGCCUCAGUGAAGAUCAACUAGGUCAAUUGUAUCAUCUACAAGAGGAGGUAUAUAAAGAAAUAUUUAAUUCCAUUACUAGUAUAGAAUAUCAACUCUACUGGUUAUGA